Molecule: messenger RNA, 5785 nt
Organism: Mesocricetus auratus (golden hamster)
Lineage: Eukaryota; Metazoa; Chordata; Mammalia; Rodentia; Cricetidae
Gene: Bnip2
Product: BCL2 interacting protein 2
Exons: 11
Coding region: 90-1205 (371 amino acids)
Biological process (GO): apoptotic process
Cellular component (GO): cytoplasm
Source: RefSeq, a predicted model, not a curated record
GCCACGUUUGUUCCGUGUUCCUAUCCGGCGUCUAUCCGGGAGCUGAACAAAGAAACUUGGGCGUGUAAUGCACCCCGUAGCCCCGGGAGAUGGACGCAGACGGCUUACACAGACAGCAUCCUAUAAGUCAUCCGGCUCUCUCGCACCGACCUGAGUGCUAUCCCGGGGACCUCGGCUGCCUGGAUUGCCAGGAACUGGAAGUUGACAUUGAAUCCAGGCUGAGGAUGGAAGGUGUGGAGCUCAAAGAAGAAUGGCAAGAUGAAGAUUUUCCAAUACCUUUACCAGAAGAUGACAGCAUUGAAGCAGAUAUACUAGAUGUAACUGGUCCAGACAGCCAACCUGGCUCAUUAGAAGUUAAUGGAAAUAAAGUACGUAAGAAACUAAUGGCUCCAGACAUCAGCCUGACCCUGGAUCCUAGUGAAGGCUCUGUGUGGUCGGAUGAUUUGGAUGAAGGUGGGGAGGUUGACCUAGACGGCUUAGACACCCCGUCAGAGAACAGUGAUGAAUUUGAGUGGGAAGACGAUCUUCCCAAACCCAAAACUACGGAAAUCAUUAGGAAAGGCUCAAUUGCUGAAUACACAGCCACGGAAGAAAAAGAGGAUGGUCGCCGCUGGCGCAUGUUCAGAAUUGGAGAUCAGGACCACAGGGUGGAUAUGAAGGCAAUCGAACCCUACAAAAAAGUUAUUAGCCAUGGAGGAUAUUAUGGGGAUGGUUUAAAUGCCAUUGUUGUGUUUGCUGUCUGUUUUAUGCCUGAAAGUGGUCAGCCUAACUAUAGAUAUCUGAUGGACAAUCUCUUUAAAUAUGUUAUUGGCACUUUAGAGCUGUUGGUAGCAGAGAACUACAUGAUCAUUUACUUAAACGGUGCAACAACUCGAAGGAAAAUGCCCAGUCUGGGAUGGCUGAGGAGAUGCUACCAGCAGAUUGAUAGACGAUUACGGAAAAACCUAAAGUCUCUGAUCAUUGUCCACCCCUCUUGGUUUAUCCGAACACUUCUAGCUGUUACAAGACCAUUUAUCAGUUCAAAAUUCAGUCAGAAAAUUAGAUACGUCUUUAAUUUGGCCGAACUCGCGGAACUUGUUCCCAUGGAGUAUGUUGGCAUACCAGAGUGCAUCAAACAGUAUGAAGAAGAAAAGUUUAAAAAGAGACAAAAAAGAGUUGAUCAAGAGCUUAAUGGAAAACAAGAACCACCAAACAGUGAGCAGUAGGUUCGGCGUCCUGUCCAGAUGAGACAAAGAGCGCCUGAGCAGUGGGGCUGUUGUGUGUCAUAGUGCAUUCAUGGCUCAAGUUUAUAUGUAAUCUGUUACAAAAUUUACUUGACUCCUUUCCAAAUGGACUCUUAUACAAGGGACUGUUCACUGCUGUAAUGGUUUGCAAUUCUUGAAUUUAGCUCUUUAACGACUAAUUGUAAUCAUUUUAUAUUGCUAAAUAGCAGAGAACUACACUUUAUAUAAAGCAAUUUUUGCAUUUGUUAAUUUGAUGCAUCUUCAGUAAAAUAUUUAUAUACAUAAAUGACAAAGGAAAGAAAUAAUAUAUAUUUUUAUGUUGGGGGCAAUAUUUUUUAGUGUGUACUUAUCUAGUGGAAGAUUGUACACACCAUUUUAAGUGUAAAGUGCAUGUAAGACUUGUUUUUGUAAAUGGUUGGAUACAUUUCCUGGGUAGCUUACGCUGAGUUGUCCUAAAGCAGGUAAACUGACUCGGAGUACCCAGGGUCAUGCACACACUAGUCAGUAGUAGCAGACCGGGCUACUCCUCACCUGAAAGCACAUAAUGUGGUGCCGGUGCAGGCAGGGGAAUGGCUCACUUUCCUCUCUAAAGACGUCUUAGAACCAGAUCCAGAGACUUUGAGAAGGUAGUGGUUGGGCUUUGUAUAUAUGUAUAUAAGGGACAUUUUAUUUUACCCAAAGUCAGAACUGUUUAUGGAAGAAAGGGAACUCUAAAGAUGUGUUCACUGAUGUGAACUGAGCUGUGUCCAUGUGUAUGAACCUGUGAGGUGUUGCAGAGGCUGCAGUGAGCAUUCAUGGCAGCUGCAUCUGUAGAGCAGAAGGGCUGCCAUUGAAAUGCUCUCACAGAGCACUUUACCAGAGUACUUCCUCAUCGGUUGUGAUCACAGUGCUAUUUGACCGACGCAGAGAGGUGUGACAGUGCUGUACACGGGCCAUUUCUGUAAGAAUGGGAGUACUGCUGGUGUGCGUGCACUCAGGAUGACAUUUACUGUACGGAAGCCCUUAUUUCAUGUGGUUAAGUACCUGGCUGAACACUGAAAUAAAUUGUAUUUGUGCCUCCAAGCAGGGUUUAGUUACCUACAAAAUCGUUCCAAAACAACAAAUUCAUCUAGUCUUGUGUCAUGAACUUGUCUGGCAUAUUUAGUUGCUGUAUCAGCUUCAAACCACCCAGCCUUUCCUAUAAGCUAUUUACAAGAGUGACCUAGCAAAGCAAAAUUGAAUCAGGUGUGAACUAAACUUAGAAGAUUAUUCCCUCCUGUCCUGAACACAUGACCUUCACUACUGUCAGUUUUUAGUGUUAAGCUUUUAUUACAAAAGGGAAUGUUUCUUUACUUCUUUGUCCUUCUCAGGCAUAAAUUUGACCUGCUAAAUUAAAGCCAGUUACUGUCAAGCUGGAGGACUCUGGGUAAAAUACUUCUCCACAGUCUCUCAGCUUGGAUCCAGCUCUUCAGUUAGAUCCUGUACUAGUGUCAUUGAAGUAAAUGAAUCGAAAACCACUUUGUGUUGGUGAAAGAAACUUUAAGAGUAGCUGUAUAGAGUGAGGCAUGGUGGCAUCCAUCUUUAAUCCCAGCACUUAGGAGACAGAGGCAGCGUGGACUAUAUAGCUCCAUAGACAUCCUUCUGAACUUACCCUUGGGUAGCUUGUAGGCUGAGCACUACCAUUGGUUUCUUCCUAAGUACUUGGAUCUUCAGUUUCAAAAUACAGACAGUAGCCUUUUAUUGUGUUUACUUUUUUUCAGAAGUUUUUUUUUUUGUAAAUUUUUAAAAAGUAGAAGUAGCCUAUAUUCAGUUAGAACAUUAAAGUUCAAGGGACUGGAGAUCUGGGUCAGUGAUUCCAAGAGCACUUCCAAGUUUAGUUCCCAGUGCUCAUAGCAGGCAGUUCAUGCCCACAUAUAAUUACAGCUCCAGAUGAUUCAAUGCACUCUUUGGCCUCUGGGCACCUGCAUACCAUGGUCACACACACACACACACACACACCUAAACCUUUUUUAAAAAAUGAAUAUUCAGAAAGGACAGCCAAGUAUCAUGGCAUACACCUUGAAUUCCAAGCACUAGGAAGUCUGAAACAGGAGAUUCUAAGUUUGAGGCUCAUCUAGGCUACAUAGCAAGCCCUUGACUCAAGGAAAAAAAGGGAACAGUGUUAACACUUGAAUCAUGGGGGAAAGCUGCUUUAACCUGUACUUGAAUGGCAUGUGGUAUAGGGAUGUGCCCACAAUAUAUGUAAACAUGCCUGUGAGACUGGGUUGAUUACUAGUAGGCUAGAGGAAAAGCUGUAUUAAGUUGAUUUUUAAUUGGUAACAAUAUAACAUCUUCCAUAUUUUAAUUUCCAUUACUAAUUGAGGUGAAAAUGCAUGGAAUAAUUCUUUGACUUUUUGCUGGGGUCAUGGAUAAACUUAACAAGUUUAAUUUAUGAUGUUUCGAUUACUAGCUUUGGCACUCUUCAGCUUCAAUAAAGACUUGGUUAUUACCUACAUGCCACCAAAAGUGUCCCUCUUAAGGGAAGUACUCUGUAUGGUAGUGGGUGGUUCCAUUUCCUGUAUCCACAAGGAAAGUAGAUGUCACAUAAGAUGUGGCUUGAGAAGGAAAUUGCCAAUGGCCCUUGUGAUGACAAUCUUGUUCUCUUACCCUUUCAUCUUCAGAGAGAAGUAGGUCUGAACAGUGGUGUAGUAGCUAGUAUCCAAGUUGACUGCCUUCUGUAUUUGGUAAACGUUAAUGUUGGCUUCGGUGCCAAGUGUCACGACUUAGUGUCACCAGCUCCUUGACAGUAUUCUUCCACAUCACUGCAGCCAUUUAUGUGCGUGCUCAGGGAAUUUGAAGAGGCAGUCUCAUGUAGAAGUGUUUAUUCUGUGCGGUGAACCAUUCAGUUGGGAAUUAGCACUAGAAUACUUGUGGUAGAGCAGGCCAGUUUCUUGAUAGAACAGGUAGAUUGUAUGAAAGGGGACAGUAGCUUUGGCCUUCUUUUUCCUGUGUUAUAAGUAGAAAAUUGUUGCCAUGGUGGUGGUACACACCUUUAAUCCCAGCACUCCAGGAGGCAGACGGAGUUCUCUUGCGUUCAAGGCCAGUCUGGUCCUCAGAGCAAGUUCUGAGACAUCAGGGGCUAUACAGAAAAAUCCUGUCUCAAAAAAAAAAAAAAAAAAAAAAAGGCAGGGGGAUAGAAAAUUAACAGUGUUGUACAGAGACAGUUGACUACAGAGGUGACACCCCAUUCUGCUUUGAUUUUUGUCAUGUGUGUCUCCCUCUACUCCUCCUGCCUCUGUAUUUAGAUAUUUCAGAAAUGGAUCUAUCAAGUCUCAGAGGGCUGAACUAAGAGGAAUCGGUAGACUUGCAGUCUACCAUUUGUGCUAGUGAGAGUUGCUAAGACCAUCAAGAAUGGGGUGACAGCAGGGCAUUGUCUGCCCAGUGUUCUAAACCAGUCCAAAACCACCUGUCCCAGGAGCCCUUCUCCUUGCGCUCCCCUUCUGAGAUUCUGAAUGAAUUCUGUCAGAAGGCCAAGUCAUGGAGGUCUAAAGUUCUAAACGGUAACAGAAAUAAAACAGUGUGGAACAGUAAGGGCUGACCACAAUCUGAACGGGACAUUUUAUUGCAAUUAUAUAUAUGUAAUGCUUGUGUACCCAAAUUUAAACUGCUAUGAGAAAUUCACAUAUAACACUUGAAAUCAAAUACUAGAUAAAAACCACAAGUUUUCAGGCCAAGCAUGAUGGCAUGUGCCUGUGAUUGCAGCACUCUGGAGGCUGAGGCAGGAGGAUUGAGAAUUUGGGGACAGCCGGGGUGGCUAUGCACAGUGAGACCUGCCCUGGGGGUGGGGUGGGGGAGAAUCUACACUUAAUGCAUUCAAAUUAGUAAAAAUGAUACUAAGCUGUUUGCUUCAGAUAGCUGUCUAAAGGUGGUGGCGGCACACGCCUUUAAUCCCAGCACUCAGAAUCUCUGUGAGAUUGAGACCAGCCUGGUCUGCAAGAGCUAGGUCAGGACAGCCUCCAAAGCCACAGAGAAACCCUAUCUUGGGAGGGGGGGGGGAGGAUGUGAAAGCUUUGGCAUUUGAAUUUUUGUGUAUUUGUAUAUUCAGUUUGCGGGACAAGAACUUGAAAACUGUCUGCUACUCCAUUGUACCUUUGUAUACAGACUUCGAAAAGGCUAAUGUUCUCCUAAGAGUUACUUGAUUGUUUACUAACUAGUAGAUAUAAUGUUCUGGGCUGCUGGCUUGUACAGCCUUGGGAUGCUGUUCACAAAAAGCACAAUUCCGAGUUCAUCAGACACUAUUGCACUUUGAAUCAUACUUCAAAGGUAUUUUCAUUACAAGCCCACAUGCUGUCAUUUAGACAGAAUUAACUUACUGUGACCUCUUUUGCUAUCUUGGAUUGUAUUUACUAGCCUAGUUCAUUUCGGUGAGAAUUCAGUCUGAUUGUUUUCAGCCUACAGCUUGUGGUUCUAGUCAAUGAGCAGCCCCUGAUCAGUAAAUGUGCUGUUUUCUCUUCUUUGAACUUGUUAUGAAUCCAGUGUGUGUCCUAAUUUGUUGCACAGAUUACUAUAACAUUAAUGCAUUUUAAUAAAUUAGUUGGAAUAUA